GCCCUUUUUUCAUUUACUUUCUUUUCUCACUGCCUCAAAACACUGUGGCAACUUUUUAAUGUUCAAUUGUUCUGGGUUUAAGCCUUGACUGGUCGCCAUAGCACCCCACACACACUCUCGAGGGAAGAUGGCAGUUAUUAAGUUUCUGGUUUACAUUACAUGUUUCUGCUUGUCUCAAGAUUUAGUUUUUUGUGAUGACUAUGGCGAAAGUGGAAACGAGAUCACACUUACUCCAAGCAUCCGUGGAAAGCCUGAAGAUAUACUGUGGAUACAUAAUAACAACAAGGUUCUGGAGUAUGACGGGAGUCAGGUGUUGAAAUAUGGAUCAUUUAAAGAUCGUGUAGAUGUUGAUUUUGAAACAGGACAGCUCAAGAUAAGAAAACUAAGCAGCCAAGACAGUGGCAAAUAUCAGUCUGAAAUUUCGAUCAAUGGGAAGGUUCAAACCUCCAGUCAUACUUUGACAGUUUUGGAUGCUCUGCCAGACCCUCAGGUAACCUGUGAACUGGAUGAGACUUCAAAUUUGAAAAAACUGUACUGUUCAGUGGAAUCCCAGACUCAGACAAGCUAUGAAUGGAGUGGACCUAAUAUAAAACAGCUGGGACCAACACUUCUUGUUGAUGAACAGGAGAAAAACCGUGACUCAGUCUAUACCUGCACUGUGAAGAAUAAAGCUGGAAGCAGGACCACAGACUUUACUCUGCAAGACUGCCGCACAGGCGGAGUAAGCCCUCCUGUGCUUUUUCCAGUCUUAAUAGUAGCAGUGCUUCUCGUUAUUGUGUUCGCUGCGCUGGCAUUAUUCCUCUACAGACGUAAAAAACAACAGUCAAGGAAGUCUGAACUCAAAAAAAUGGAUUCUGAAAAUGGUGAAUGUGAUAACCUGUUGAGAAAUGUCCCAACGGAGGCUAUGCCAGGUUCAUCUGAUGCCACACUCCCUUGUCGCACCAGACUUACAGCUCCAAAAGAAUCUAUUGCUGAUAAAAAUUGGGAUCAGGACAGUGGAUUGGAGAAUGUGGGAGAAACUCAUGAAGGACAAAAACUUUUGAAGGAAAGUCCACAGUCUGCUAUAACAGAAAAAAACAACGAGGACUCAAGAAAUACAAAUGAAGGAGAACUAGACAAAAAUGAGAAAAACAGGGAAAAUGCCGAUGAAGCAGAAGAAAACGGUAACAGCAAACCUGAUGAAACGGACAGAGAGAGACAUAAAUUAUUACAAAUUCAAGAAGAAAUGGAGAAAGAGAAAAGUCAGAUAGAGUCACCUGAGGAGCAGAUUGAGACACAAGAUGCAGAUAAAAAUGAGGAAGACCAGACACCUGGAGAGAAAAAAGAGGAGGAAGAGGAAGAAAAAGCGAUAGACAGACUGAACACAGAUUCACCAGCUAACCUGGAGAAGGCACCCAUAAACAUCAGUGUCCCAUCUUCAAAUCAGACUGGCCUAAGUAAGUGCACAGACCAAGAUAUAAACAUGGAAGAAGAAAGCACAUUUCCUGGAGUGGAGCAGAAGGAGAAAGAAAAGGUUUUAACAAAUGAGGAACUGAAAGGUGGUCAGGAACAAAUGCCAGAAGAAAACAAACAUGACCCAGAGCUAUCUGAGCCAAAAAAUAGCAUUAACUUGGAUAAACAGGGCAAACAAACUGAUCCAGACAGUACAAUACAGUACAACAGUGUCUCACAGCAGCAGUGCCACAAUGAUGGGUUGCCUCAAAAGGAAGAUGAUGAUGCUGAACAGACAGACAAGAGCCGUGAGACAGAACAAGGCAUGAAGCAGAAAAAUGAUGUUCCAGAAACUACAGAGACAAAAGAUAACAAACAUUUAAAAGAUUGUGAUGAAAAGAACAGUGAUCCAGACAACACAAACAAUGACAUGUCUGUGCCAGAGGACAAGAAAGCAGAAACAGAGACCGACAGCUUCUCAAAACAUGCAAUGAAAGAAACUCAUAGUUCAGAAAUCAGGGAACAGGAUUUGAACAAACAGUGCAAUACAGAAUGUAAUGAUACUGUUUAUAGUGAGGGAGGCGAAAUGGGCUCAGUUUUAUCAGCUGUGAAAGAGGAACAGAAAAACAUUUGUCAACUAGAGCCACGUGAAGGUAGUAGUGUCAGUUGUGCGACAGAAAACACUCGAGGGUCAUCAAAAAUAAUAGAAGAUGAAGGAAAUAAUGACGACACCCCACAGCAGGUUAAAAAGGAUGGUGAGCGUGUGCUUGGAGAAGGUGUGGAGGAGAAGUAA
Messenger RNA from Sinocyclocheilus grahami, 2224 nucleotides. RefSeq names its product midasin-like. The transcript has 8 exons. Bases 128 to 2224 code for a protein of 698 amino acids. The record is from RefSeq and is a predicted model, not a curated record. NCBI's taxonomy places the organism in Eukaryota, Metazoa, Chordata, Actinopteri, Cypriniformes, Cyprinidae. Gene Ontology annotation, cellular component: membrane.